GCUCUCGGUGGUCAGUCCUACGCAGCCCUUAUCACAGAAGUAUUUAUUUACCAUUCUUUCUUUGCAGGCCAAUAGCCUACACGGGAGUGAGACCGAAUAACACGCGCAUGCCGAUCCUGCAGGAGAGGCUGAAGGACGUCCUGCUUUGAUGUAGGGGACCUUCAGAGGCACAGAUUUCACCACACCAUGUCUGAGUGUGGGCUGUUCUCCAACCGAGACGCAGAACCUGUUGCCGUCGGGAAGUCGCAGUAGCACAGCCGCAUCGCGCCGGGUGCCGGUGACAGCUUGCAGUGGGCGGUAUGUCUGUCCGUCAGAAUGGCUGUGACUCAAACGCGGGGGCAGAGGAUGAAGGACUUGCUCCCCUCGAGGUGAUGCAGCGGAGCCUCCCGGGGCUGAGCAGCGACAGGCGGAGCUGCGAGGGGUCUGCUGAGAGCGGCUGUACCUCAGCACCCAGCGGUUCCUGGGGGGAGUUUGAAGGCUUCAGGGAGCCCUUGGGCAAAUGGGAGAGAUUCCGUCACGGUGCUGACAUUUUGCUGAAGUCAGCAAACACUUCCCAAAGUGGUACAGAGUGGAGCAGAGGACAUUGCAGUGCUGCUGCCCAUCGCUUCCGUUCUGAGCCAUCUCUGCACAGUGCGAUACAGGAGGCUUCCAGCUCUCUGAAUGAGGCAGACCACUGCUAUGAGGGUAUAUUUAAGUUGGGCUUUCCAGAAGUCUUUGUAUCACAGUCCAGCGAGAGCAUAAGAAGCCUGGAUCAAGUGCUUGAUGUGAAUAAUGAAGAUGUUGGGAUUCCUGAACUUACGAAUAAUCAACUUUGCAUCCAUUCUGGAAACAUAUGGAGAACUCUUAGAGACUUAGAUAAUACCACCAGAUUAAGACAUCCCUGGAGUAAAUCUCAUUGCCAAGAAAAUCUUUUGAGUGUUCUUGGAAUAGAUGCAAAUCAAACGGACUUUCCAGAAAGCCAGGAUGACAUCACUGAGGAAUCAAAUGCUAAAGAUAGCGAGGACUUCAGAUUCGAUGGAUUCAGUAUUAAUAACUGCAAAGCAUUGAUCCAGACCAAGCUUUCUGUAUCGCCAGAUUCCAGACAGGAUCAGCUUUUCACCUGUAACCUCUUUUUGAAAACCACAUCAUCAAGUGGGAACAUGCAAUACAUAACAAUCCCAAGGAAGAAGCACAUUUUCGCUACACCCAACCUAAAGAUGAAAUUUUUCAACAGUGAUGUUUGUUGAACCAAAUGCACUUUUUAAUUGUUUUCCUUCUCUUUGAACUGAAUGCAUUUUCUUACUGGCUUAGUACUAGUGACUGCAGAUGUUCAUUAGGAAAGUGCUGCAUAGGAGGUACCUAAAGCCGCAUUAUUAGAAGGAAUUUAUCCCAUCUAGUUGUGAAGUCAAAGGUGUAAUUUUGUCCUGCGAGGUUUUGCUGCUGAUUCAUCUUUCUUACCUUAAAUCCAGCUGCAAUCACACUUUAAAGAUCCUCUGAUGGACUGCUCUUUGGAACUACUGAACUGGCCUUUCAGGCCUUAAUGCCCCUGAUGAAAAACCUGGUUUCCCUGCCAAAACCUGAACACACCUCAAGUGCGUAGCGAAGCGGCACCAUCUCUUCUAUUUGGACCAGUCUGAGUCAGCCGAGAUCUGCUACUUUGCUGCUGCGGGAUGAAAUGAGCCUUCUGUAACCUUCUGCUUUUGUUGGGGUUUAGGAAGGUAGAACUUCACUGUGUGAGAGCCUGCUGUGGUAGUAUGGGUAGAGUCAGUGGCGUGAUCGGAUUCAAAACGUUUUGUCCUGGUGUUGGUUUCUAACUGAAAUAAAUCACAUCUCUGAA
Molecule: messenger RNA, 1816 nt
Organism: Numida meleagris (helmeted guineafowl)
Lineage: Eukaryota; Metazoa; Chordata; Aves; Galliformes; Numididae
Gene: CLBA1
Product: chromosome 6 C14orf79 homolog
Exons: 6
Coding region: 300-1226 (308 amino acids)
Biological process (GO): intracellular transport
Cellular component (GO): AP-1 adaptor complex; trans-Golgi network membrane
Molecular function (GO): clathrin binding
Source: RefSeq, a predicted model, not a curated record